AUGAAGUACAGCAGUGGCAGCGAGCACAUGUCGGUGGCGACGUUUGGCGACAUCACGCGCGAUGGCGACAUCCUUGCACAGUGCCAGCACAACUUGGUCCUAACUUUCGCAGACAAGGUCCUGAAGCGAAUAUCCAUGACUGAGUUUACGGCACUCAUGGCGCAGUGCGACCACAUCAUCGGCGAGUGCAGCAUCAACGACCUGAACGUCGACAGCUCGAGCAUCGACCCUGCUACUGGAUGGGUACCUCAACUCCUGGCUGACUUGACUGCAAUGCGAUUAUUUGGCAAGGUGCUGUCCGUAGAUGCCAACGAGAAGAUGCCUCGGGACUUGAGGGUCGAUGCCCUCAAGGUGCACGCAGACAAGGAGAAGCUGAGCAACAGAGUUCGGUGCAUGAUCAGGGUAGGGGCUGGCGCUACCAACUGGGCUCGCGCAGCGUGGGAGAGAUCGCCAUUCCAGGAGAUCGCAGGUACAUCGGAGGGGUCUGAGCUCGACUCAGACGUCAAGAAGAGCAUCGUUGAGCUUCGCGACAGCAUCAAUGAUCUUCUCUGCGGGGAGAACGUAUCCUACAUCGAGAAGCUCUACGAGGUCCUGAUGGUGGGCGUCACGAGCGAAUCGCAUUCUCAACAUUUCGAUUGUUUCUCAACGCACAUGGAUAGCUUGGGCGACACCGAGGGCACCACGAGUACCGAGCUCAUUUCCCUGAAGGACGGUUUCUUGCAAGCGACUGGCAAGGGGCUCGAGGAGAUCUUGAAUUACUACGACAACUUCGCGGGCAACCUCGAGACCAUCUAUGGCAUCCGCUGUGGCGUGGGGGACACCAGCAAGAUGACAUCGGAUGCAGACUGCUUCAAGUUCCUCUCUGCCGCGGCGAAAACUAUCCUUACCUUCGAGAUCGGGGUUCUUGAGAGGGCGACGAUCCAGGAAGCGAGACGUCGGGCCGAUCUACUCGCCCGCGCGAGCGCCGUGAAGAUGCGAAUGCCUGGGAUGGCCCUGGAGAACGUGGUCUGCUUGUGGAGCGACCUCUGGGUGCAGGAGGGUGCCAUUACGUGUGCGCCGAGGCUAGCAGACAAGGCCAGCAGUUUGUCAUCCGCCUUCGAGACGUUCAACGAGCUCGUGGCUACCAGCCCCAUCAGCACUCCAAUCAUGAGUAUGAUCACCCAGUUGGCAUCGUCGGACGGCUGCUGCUCGGUGACGCCGAGGGUCCUGCAAACGGCUACCGAGCGGGCUGGUUGCUUGCCUCCAGGCGUUCAGCCCAUCGUCCAAGCCAUGCGGUCCUAUUUCAUGGUCAAGAGGGUCAUGGAGGCAAAGACGUCUGGCAAGGUCGUCGGCACCAUCCAGCUGACCAAUGCCUUGAAAUCCUACUCGCUGAUGGUGGAGCCGAUCUCUUCGAAAAGCGAGCUGGCGGAGUGGAAGGAGCUCUUGAUCACGGAGUGGUCGUGCACGUUCGAUCAGCUCGUCACGGAUCUUGCCGCGGGCCUCCUGGAGGCGUUCUUGCAGAAGUACGGCGAUGGCGGAGAGAACAUCUGGUCUCUGCUCACGGCUUGGAGUUUCGAUUCCGACGGUGAGGGUUCCAAGAAAGUGCGGCUGAGCUCGGCCCAGAAGGAUCCGACGAGGGAGGCCGAGAUCCAGGGCGUGGCUUCGUUCGUGCAGAACUUGCCCAAUGCCGAGCGCAUCGUCACCGAGCUCAAAGGUUCCUUCACGAGCCUCGCCUGGUUGCAGGCCGAUCAGGUCAAGAAGCUGGGCGAUCUCAUCGAGAGGAUGGGGUCAAUCAAGCAGACGGCCAAGGAUGGCGCCAUCCUCAUGGGCGCCAUCGUGCUGGCGAACUCGGCCCUCGCAGGUGUUGUUAAAGACGCCGCGCAGCGCUUCGUUUUCGAGCGCCUCGGAGUUCAGAAGAUUCUGAUGCCCAAGAAGCUGCUGGACGCGCUUGGCGCCGAGCCGUCUCCAGAGCAGACUUUCAAGGAGGAGCCCCCGCUGAAGAAGUGCAAGACCGAGGUGAAGUAA
Molecule: messenger RNA, 2004 nt
Organism: Prorocentrum cordatum
Lineage: Eukaryota; Dinophyceae; Prorocentrales; Prorocentraceae
Source: the annotation of a GenBank genome assembly